UUAAAAAAAAGUAUUUUGUGUGAUGAAAUUGUUUCAACAAAAAAAUAUUAGUUUCAUUAUUAGCUACACUUCCUUUGUACUUAGCUUCGCAUCAUUUAAAAUACUUCUUUGGGCGUGUAAAUGCAUUAAAACUUUAAUAGCCUACACUUUGUACUCUGCACGUGUGGACUUAAACGUGUUUUUUAUUGGCGAGCGGAGCUGGUUGACAAAGGUGGCCAUGAAGCAUUUAAUGACCUUAAUUUUCAUUUUCGAAUAAUGUGAUUUCAUUUUAAGAACGGUUCUUCGAUUUGCUUCAAUGUGUUUAAAAAAUCAAAAGUAUGCUUAUAUUUUAAAAAGUUUAGGCCUAUUACAAAGUAGACUACCACGUUUCCUGGGAAUAACCAUCUCAAAUUCAAUGGAUUACAACCCUGUCGUAGCCACGAGGUAGCCUACUUUACAAGUGACUUCAUCCUGCCAUUUUUGUCCUCAUUUCGUAAAAAAGUCAAAAUAAUGCGUUUCCUCCAUCAUAAAAAUGAAGGUAAAACUUAAUGAUUUUUCAUGAUUUAUAGGCUACCUAUUUUGAUUUCUCUUUAGGCUACCAAGCAGUUGACCUUACUUACAGCAGUAUAUAAACUGAUAUUUUGUGAAAUCAAAUUAGGUUUGUGCUCAUUUAUAUUAUAAACGAAAUUAAUGAUAAUAUUCAAUUUCCCCGGAACUCUAGUGUAGCCUAUAGACCCUAGAUAAAUUAUUGAUGAAAAGCAAAGACAAACAUUUAAGGAAAGAGGAUAAAUAAUAACAUUGAGAUGAUCUCCCUUGUAUUUAUCUUGUUCGCAUCGCUUUUUUUUAGUGUAUAUAGUCUAGUCAGCAGAUUUGUUCGAGAGCAUCUCAAGUUUUAUAUACAGUAUACAACAGAUUGUUUUGGUUCGUUCAGCCCUUCUUUGGAGCAGCUUGCAGCGCGGUGAAUUGUGUGGAAAUGUGUAUACCCUGUUCGAUAUGCAUUCAAUGUAGACCUAGCUAUAUUAAUAUUGGCUUCAAACUGAAUUAGAAAUUGUUUGUGAACUUUUUCAACGGGCUAGCAGUAGAUGCUGAAAAUGUUAACGCUCAGUUAAAGUGUGUGAACUACAGAAUGUUGAACAGGGUAAUAAUUUCUCAAGUCAUAAUAUCACAUUAGCAGCCUAAAUGUCUGGGCUGAGAAACAGUGAAUAAAUACCUCGUUUACUACUGAAAGACCAUCAGUUAAACAUGUUCGGGAAACACUAGGAGCAAGCCUGAUCUACAAUAAAAUAAGUAGGUCUAUCUUCAUGCCACGAAGAUGGCAAAAUUUCGAUGUCCACGUUGUUCUUUUUACUUUAAUCUGCAAAUGAAGUAUUGUGUUGCGUGUGCUAGUAUAGAGACAAAAUUAUUCGAAAUUUUGUUAUCUUAAUUAGCCAAUAACGAUAUGUGGAUGUGAAUAUAAAUGAACAAACAAACAAAUAAAUAAAUAAAUACAAGUUCACAAACUUUUAAGAAUGUGAACAGUCCAACUACCCACCCAUAGGACUUCUGUUAAAGCAGCACGGGUGGAGCGUGACAGUGGAAAGGGGUGUUACCCAACAAUCCAUUCAAUACCUGUUCUUGCCUUGAAGCUCACUGACAGCGCGAGAGCCAUUGCUUAAAUACUGCUCCCCAGAGCGACAGUGUUCAGUCUUCAGGGAAAACCCCAGACGGAAACAAUCCCAGCCACUGGAACUUCACUCGCCUGAUGUUGAUAGAAGGUGCGCUCUACUUAUUCGCCACUGAUUAGAGCGGAUUAUGAACGCUUUUGGACAGCAGCCACCCAACCCUCAGUCUAGUCCUAUUCAGCACCACAGUGCACAGGAGCUUCUGGACAUGGCCGUUUACUGCGACAACUUCAGCAUGUACCAGCAGAACCUUCAUCACCAUCAUUCUCAAAGGCCUACGGCGCAUCCUCCCACCUACGGGCUUGGAGAGUACACAUCGCCAACUACCAACCCAUACCUGUGGCUAAACAGCCCAGGUAUCAACUCGUCUCCUUAUCUUUCUGGAACGAAUGGGGCUUCGUAUAUACCGUCGGGAUAUGGGGCAAAUCAAAGGCAAUUUCUGCCACCACCAACGGGCUUUGGAGGCGCGGACCUUGGCUGGCUCUCUCUGUCCAGCCAGCAAGAACUUUUUAAGAUGGUUAGACCUCCGUACUCAUAUUCGGCUUUAAUAGCAAUGGCGAUACAAAAUGCGCAAGAUAAAAAAUUGACUCUGAGUCAAAUUUACCAGUAUGUGGCUGAAAACUUCCCCUUCUACAAAAAGAGCAAAGCUGGGUGGCAGAACUCAAUUCGUCACAACCUGUCUUUGAACGACUGUUUCAAGAAAGUUGCACGAGAUGAAGACGAUCCGGGUAAAGGAAACUACUGGACUCUGGACCCAAAUUGUGAAAAGAUGUUCGACAAUGGAAACUUCAGGCGAAAGAGGAAAAGGAGGACGGAUGCUAACGUCGGAAGCUCCAAUGUAGUGCCGGUGAAGUCGGAAGAGGACAGCAGCGUACUGAAGCUCUCAGAAACCACGAGCGUUCUCAGCACACCGCCGCAGAGUUUGCAGAAUUCCCCCGGGUCGAGCGAGUCCAAGUCUUCUCCAUCACCUUCCAUCGACCACAGUCCUUGUUUCAACAACUUCGUCUCCAAUAUGAACUCGAUGCUUGCAGGAAACAACAACGUCGUAGGCAGCAGGCAGUAUGGUUCGGGACUUCUGGAGGAUUUGACCCAGAGCAGAGAGAACUUGUCUGGACUUGGCUCAUAUUCGCCAACGCAAAGCACCAUGUUGAACUCUGACGUUAAUAGCCAUCCCACUCCACGACAGAGCUACUACCCCUCAAAUCAAAACAGUGGUCAUUUGGGCAGUCAUCUUACGAAUCAUUUCAGUGUUAAUAAUUUAAUAUAUAGUCGUGAAGGAACAGAAGUUUAGAUGGUAGGAUGACCCAUAUGAAAACAAAAACCACAACAAUUAAACUAACUACACAGUGUAUAGUGCUAGAAUAGGCUACUUUUUUUACUUCUGUAAGUGCCGAGUAAUAUCAUGAGAUCAGUUUUGUUAUUAACGUUUUCCCCGUUUGCCAUACCUGAACUGGUUGAAACUUCAGUGAAUGGGUUUUCAUUUAGAUGUGCUGCAGUCCAUAAAUGAAUGUAGGCUACUUUGGCCUAUACACUGAUAUGUCUCCACUAAACACACAUAACGCUUUUGCUUUAACACUAUGUGUUUAAUUUAAAACAUUUAGGUCUGUUUAUCAAUACAGCUAUAAAUGACAUCACUUUCCUUUGAGGAGACUUAUGAGAAAUGACGUGGUGGGCAGAUACAGUAUGAGUCAACUCCUAUACCAGUAGUUCAUAUUUAUGCAAAGAAGUUACUUUGUGAUAAAAUACCUUGAUUUGUAGAGGGCUGUGUAAAUGUGCAUUUAUGAUUUUAUUUAAAUCCACCGAAC
Molecule: messenger RNA, 3445 nt
Organism: Anguilla anguilla (European eel)
Lineage: Eukaryota; Metazoa; Chordata; Actinopteri; Anguilliformes; Anguillidae
Gene: foxi1
Product: forkhead box i1
Exons: 2
Coding region: 1771-2931 (386 amino acids)
Biological process (GO): anatomical structure morphogenesis; cell differentiation; regulation of transcription by RNA polymerase II
Molecular function (GO): RNA polymerase II cis-regulatory region sequence-specific DNA binding; DNA-binding transcription factor activity, RNA polymerase II-specific
Source: RefSeq, a predicted model, not a curated record